Myxocyprinus asiaticus (Chinese sucker) is the source of this 3682-nucleotide messenger RNA. RefSeq names its product alkyldihydroxyacetonephosphate synthase, peroxisomal-like. The record is from RefSeq and is a predicted model, not a curated record. The transcript has 20 exons. NCBI's taxonomy places the organism in Eukaryota, Metazoa, Chordata, Actinopteri, Cypriniformes, Catostomidae. Gene Ontology annotation, biological process: lipid biosynthetic process. Bases 229 to 2286 code for a protein of 685 amino acids. Gene Ontology annotation, molecular function: alkylglycerone-phosphate synthase activity; FAD binding.
CAGAAUCACUCUUACCCUAUGACUUUUAAUCAUUAAUAUCAUAAUUAUGACGUUUAAUCUUAUAAUUAUGACUUUUUAUUUCAAAAUGACGAUUUAGUAUCUCUUUAUGAUUUUUUAAAUCUCAUAAUUAGCCUAUGACUUUUUACCUUAAAGUUAUCAUUUACCGACGCACUUUUUUCAUUUUGCGAAAACGGGCUAAUUCUAAAAAAAAAAAAAUAUUGAAAUUGGAUGAUUUAUGAAUAUAUUUCGGUAAAAGUCUUCUGUAUUAUAACAAGUAGAGCAGGGCGGGAAGAGAGGCGGAGUGCGGUGCGAGUGACGCGUCGCGUGUGUAAUCUCUACCUCACAUCCCUCCAUGAGCAGCGCUGCCGCCCGCUGACCUCUGACAGCAAACACGGAAGCAGCAUGGCGUCAAACAGCAGCAGCAGCAACGCUCAGCACAGACUUAGGAUCAUAUCCGGACAUUUGCAAAAACGACCAGAGGAUGAAAGUACGGGCAUCACUGCCCAGGAGUGCAAAGCCGAGACUCCCAAAUCCACCCCGAGCAGACUGACACCAGUGCCGAAGAGAAGGCAGGAGAUCAUGAAAUGGAAUGGCUGGGGUUACAGUGACUCGAGGUUCUUUUUUAAUAAAAUAGGUCAAGCAGAGUUCACAGGGAAAAGGUAUCGGCUGAGUGGGCUGAUUUUGCCGAGUUUGAAGGACUGGUUUGAGGGCACUUUUGGAGCUAAUUUACAACAUAAAUCUCCUGCUACACCCACUCUGAAUUUAAGUGCAGUUGCGCCUCCUAACCUGAAUGAGCCAUUCAUUGAGGAACUAAAAGCAGUGGGCGUGGCCAUGUCACAUGAUCCAGAGGAUCGGGUUUUCAGAGCUCAUGGACACUGCCUGCAUGAAAUCUUUGCCCUGCGUGAGGGGAGGAUAGGACGGGUGCCGGACAUGGUGGUUUGGCCGAGCUGUCACAAGGAUGUGGAGAAGAUUGUGGAACUGGCUUGUAAACACAACACUUGCUUGAUACCAUACGGAGGUGGUACGAGUGUGUCCAGUGCUCUAGAGUGCCCCCAUGAGGAGACUCGCUCCAUUGUGUCUUUGGACACAUCUCAGAUGAACCGAAUACUGUGGAUUGAUGAGAAGAAUCUCACAGCUCAUGUGGAGGCUGGAAUCAUUGGACAGGAUCUAGAGAGACAGCUGAAUGAGAGCGGUUACUGCACGGGACAUGAGCCGGACUCAAUGGAGUUCAGUUCUCUGGGCGGAUGGGUGGCGACGAGGGCGUCGGGCAUGAAGAAGAACAUAUAUGGCAACAUCGAGGAUCUGGUGGUGCAUAUAAAGAUGGUAACCCCUAGAGGAGUGAUUGAGAAGAGCUGUCUGGGGCCCCGCAUGUCCACUGGGCCCGACAUACAUCACUUCAUACUGGGCUCAGAAGGAACUCUGGGAGUGGUGACUGAAGUUACGAUGAAGAUCCGGCCCAUCCCUGAGUAUCAGAAAUAUGGUUCUGUUGUCUUCCCAAACUUCCAGCAGGGUGUGGCGUGCCUGAGAGAGGUGGCCAGACAGAGAUGUGCUCCAGCAUCUAUUCGGCUAAUGGACAACGAGCAGUUUCAGUUCGGUCAUGCACUCAAGCCACAAGUGUCCUCCAUAUUCACGUCAUUUUUGGAUGGGUUGAAAAAAUUCUACAUCACAAAGUUUAAAGGAUUUGACCCACACCACCUGUGUGUCGCCACGCUGUUGUUUGAGGGGGAUCGUGGGAAGGUUUUGCAGCACGAGAAACAGGUUUACGACAUCGCUGCCAAAUUUGGAGGUCUGGCUGCAGGAGAGGAUAACGGUCAGAGGGGUUACAUGCUGACGUUUGUAAUCGCAUAUCUGCGGGAUUUGGGAAUGGAUUACUAUGUGAUCGGCGAGUCGUUUGAGACAUCUGUGCCUUGGGACAGGGUUUUGGACUUGUGUAGGAACGUGAAGGAGAGGAUUGUGUUGGAGUGUAAAGAGAGAGGAGUACAGUUUCCUCCACUGUCCACAUGCAGAGUUACGCAGACGUAUGACGCAGGUGCUUGUGUGUACUUCUAUUUUGCCUUUAAUUACCGAGGUCUGAGUGAUCCAGUCCACGUCUAUGAACAAGUGGAGCAUGCAGCCCGGGAGGAGAUUCUAGCCAAUGGAGGAAGCCUGUCUCACCACCAUGGAGUGGGGAAACUCCGGAAGGAAUGGAUGAAAGAGAGCGUGUCUGUCGUGGGUCUCGGCAUGCUGAAGUCAGUGAAGGAGUACAUCGACCCAAAGAACAUUUUUGGGAACAGAAACCUGUUGUAAUUCUUCUCCAAACUCUGGAUUCCUGUUUUCUAUGAUCAUCUAAUCAUAAUUGAUUAAAACUUCAUAUUCUUAUUUUUUCAUCUUAGUGUGUGUGCACAGUAAUAUGAUAAUAUGAUAAACCAGUCCUCUGUUUCCCUUUAACACCGACUUCUUGCAUUAAUGACACCUUUAAAGGAAUAGUUCACCCAAAAAUGAAAAUUAAUGCAUUAUUUAUGCACCUUAAUGUCAUUAUAAACCCAUAUGCUGUUAUUUUGUCAGUGGAACACAAAAGUAGAAAUUUUAAAAGAAUCAUUAUGCAAAUCUUCACUUUCGCCAAAGGUCACAGCCCACGUCCAGAGUCAAAAAUGGCCCGUCAAUGUCAACCUCACACAAAGCUAUCCUAUGGCUUCAGAAGACUUGGAAUACAAUGCAGAAAUCAUUUGGACUAUUUUUAUUGAUUUGUUUAUGAUGUUUUUUUACUGUUUCUUUUUUUUUUUUUUUUUUUUUUUUUGGAGCCGGACAGACACUGUUGAAUGGCAAGAGCUGUGUAACAAUUGUUCAAACCUUUCUCCUUUUGUUUUCUAUGUAAAAAAAAUAACAGCAUACAGGGUGAGUAAAUAAUUGCAUCAUUUUCAUUUUAAAGUUGUCAUACUACUCAGAAUGCCUCAUUAUUAAUGCAUGAUGUCAUUUCCCUCUGGUCUUUCCAUUGUUCAUUUGUUGUAGCAGGAUUUUUAUAAUCAAGUGUCUGGAUGCUUCUGUGUCUUCCGCUGCUGUUGUGUUUAGUAUGUUAGCAGUGACUGAAAUCAGCUUUUAAAAGCAGUGUGCCUUCUGUCUGUCUUUCUGUCUGUCUGUCCUAUACUCCUCAUUCUGAGUGACUCUAAAUGUUUACUGUCUGUUUUCUUCUCCUCUCUUCCUUACUGUACUUUUGCCUUUUCUAUCCUUUAUUUCGAGCUGUUUCUCAUAAACUAUGUGUAUUAUGAUUCUCACAGAAAAACAUCCAGGUUAUGUUUAAAUUUGUCUCAAAUUAAAAGAAAAAACAAACAUUAUUUGUUGCAUAAAGAAAAUGUUGAUACUUAUUAUUAAGACCAUUAAGAUUUUUUGCAUUGUGACAUUAUUAAUAAUAUAACACAUUUCCCUCCAAUUGUAAUGCAAAAAUUCAAAUUUUCAUUACUGUAUUAAAAAAUAAAAAUAAAUAAAUUAUAUAUCGCAUAAAGAAAAUGUAUCUCCAAAAAACAAAACAGCAUAUAUUAAAAUUAAGGAAUUAAAUAAAUACAUCAAGUAACUUAACGGUUGUGCUUUAUAAAUGUACUUUCAAAUUUAAAUGAUAUACAGCUCUGGAAAAAAAUUAAGAGCCCACUGCAAAAUUAUCAGUUUCUCUAGAUUUACUCUUUAUUGGUACAGUAUGUGUUUGAGUAAA